UUUUCUUUUUGACGUGUCAGCCGAAGAGUAUAGUCCAUAUUUUUUUAAACGUCAGAUUUUAGUUUUUUGCUGAUCAUCCUCAAAAUUCUUGAAAAUGGUUCCGGUUACACCGACUAAAAGUACUGAAGAAAUUCAAAAAAUUACUCCCCCAAGUGAUCUGAGACAGUCGGAAAAUACAUCACAAGACGCUGCUCCAAGAUCCGGCGAUGGCGAUGCAAGACCUGAAGUUUCGGAUUCUUACAGGUCAGAAGAACUAUCAGCGUCAACGGCUGAUGUCUCUGAUGAUUUGGAUGAUAAAAGCCAUCUUUCAAAGUCGGAAUUAUUUAAAAGCUGUGAAUCCGAGAUGAGGGAGCAAGUUCUCUCAAUGUUCAACAAUGAAAUAGAACUUAAGGGAUCUUUUAAUAGAAUUAAGAAUGAAUUAAUUGAAUUCCUCCCAGCAUUUUUGUUGGAUCAACAAAUCAGUACUUUAGUGGAGUUGUCAACCAAAAGUGAUCCGACCAAAAAAAAUAAAACGUUUGCGGAAAUUUUCAAUCCAAGUGAAAAUUAUUUGUCUUUUUUAAAUAAAGAAACACGAGCAGUCUCACACAGAAAAACGACCCAUGACAACAAUGAAGUUCCGGCACAUGAAAAUGAUGACGAAUCUGAUCACUCAAUGGAGGGAUUAAAAAGUGUUGAAGACACAAUGAGGGGAUUCAUUCUUCCAAUGUUUACAAAUGAUAAAAUUGAUGAGCCUUUUAAUGAGAUUAAAAAUACGCUAAUUGAAAAGCUUCCUGCAUUUUUAGUAGACCAGCUAGCAAAAGCUCUAGUGCAGUUGUCUAGUAAGAAUGAGCCAACAAACAGGAAAAGAACUCUCGAAGAUCUUUUGAAGCCUAGUGCUGAAUAUUUAUUUUAUUCAAAAAAUUUAUUUUUAGUACCAUCAAGUAAUCUUCAUGACUUCAAUCAAGAAGCCACUACACCAAUUGCUUCCAAGAUCAAGGAAAAGUAA
Messenger RNA from Microplitis demolitor, 985 nucleotides. RefSeq lists its product as uncharacterized. NCBI's taxonomy places the organism in Eukaryota, Metazoa, Arthropoda, Insecta, Hymenoptera, Braconidae. Bases 95 to 985 code for a protein of 296 amino acids. The transcript has 5 exons. The record is from RefSeq and is a predicted model, not a curated record.